GGCCCUUCUUAUAAGUACCAGUGUGACACCCUUUCUAUGCUUGUUACACAUCCCAUUUCUUACAGCUCUUGAUUGAGGAUUAGCAAAGCUUUAAAAAGUAAAAACAGAGGGAAGUGAAUUUAAUAUUCUAGUUUAGUAUCCAAAGUACUCUGUUUACAGGCUAUUUUUCCUUUUUUUAAAGGUAAUGUGAUUCUACCAUAGAGCAAUUAACAGAAAUCAGCUCCAACCUUCAUGUGUUUCCUCACUCCCAAGUAUCAGUGAUUUUCCAGCUUGAAGCAAGGGAGUGAAGCCACCCUGUGCUAGCAGGGAGCACAGCAAUUGCUCAAAGGCCAGCUAGAAAAGCCAGUGCCUGACUGCCAGCUCCAAACAGCUAACCUGCAGCAUGGCAAGAGAAACUUACUGUGUAACCUGAAAAUCUACCUGAAACCCAGAAGGGGAGCUGAAGCGUGGGUCUUUCUUUUAUUCAAAGGAACCUGCCACCACUGGUAGAUGGAAACAUUUUGGAGAGAGACCUUCCUUAUACGUGUGAGUCAUUUGAGGAGGAAAACCAUUUCACCAGAACAGCAGGACCAUUGGGAAGAGCUGAAGAAGACUGAGCGAGAAGCAAAGCAAGACAGGAGCAGAGGGCAGGCAACAGCCGAGUGACUCCCCAGAAACCCCCUCCGGGGUGAGAGGCGCUCGCAACCACCACUUCCCCGCUCCAAGGCUGCACCCUCUUCCUUUUCUCCUUCAGCCCGGGACGGAGCGGGGAAGCCGGGGCGUACGGAGUUAUAGUGUGAAGAAAGAUAUUUAUGGUGCUUGCUCAUCCACCCUAUGAACAAACAGAUGUUGGACCACGGGUACACAGGCUGAAGAACCCAUGGAGUUUAGAAUAUGGAAACUGUGUGAAGAACAUUCGUUCUGCGUUCUCCCUCAGCCCUCUGGCUCUGGUUGGAGCUAAGGAGAAGACCAUGUGUUGCAGGAUGCUCACCAGAACCCCAAGUGUCAUUGCCCAAGUGUUCCUUCUUCUAAGCAUAGUUCUUGUCAUUGCUAUUGCAGUGAUUCAGAUAAAUCAGCAACAGAUCCUUUCCCCAGGGCUUAAGUACGGGAUAGUCCUAGAUGCUGGAUCCUCUCGGACUACAGUCUACGUCUAUGAAUGGCCAGCAGAAAAAGAAAAUGACACGGGUGUAGUAAGCCAAACCUUCAAGUGCAAUGUGAAAGGCCCUGGUAUAUCCAGCUAUGAAAGUAACCCUGGAGCUCUUGCCAAACCCUUUGAUGACUGUCUGAAUAAAGUCAAGGAGAGAAUACCAGUUAAUCUGCAUAAAAACACUUCUGUUUAUCUGGGGGCUACAGCUGGCAUGAGACUACUGAGGUUGCAAAAUGAAACGGCAGCCAAUGAAGUCCUUGCAAGCAUUCAAAACUACUUCAGAGCACAACCUUUUGAAUUUAGGGGUGCACAAAUCAUAACUGGGCCAGAGGAAGGGGUGUAUGGAUGGAUAACAGCCAACUAUUUAAUGGGCAAUUUCUUAGAGAGAAACCUUUGGAGGACAUGGGUCCAUCCUUACGGAAAAGAGACCGUGGGUGCACUGGAUCUUGGAGGAGCUUCCACUCAAAUUUCAUUUAUCCCAGAGGACUCUCAGGAGAAUUUCAACAGCACCUUGCAAGUGAAGUUGUAUGGUUACAGCUACAAUGUCUACACUCACAGCUUCCAGUGCUAUGGGAGAGAUGAAGCUGAGAAAAGGCUUCUAGCGUUGCUGCUCCAGAAAUCAAACACCAGUUCCAAUGUGGAUAAUCCAUGUUACCCUCAGAAUUAUAACACUUCAUUAACGAUGAAGUACUUCUCUGGCAGCCUUUGUACACAGUCUCUGAGACCAGCAAAUUACUACCCAAACCAGCUUGUGAACUUCCAUGGAACAGGAGACCCAGGUCUGUGCCAGGAGAUGGUUUCUUUAUUGUUUAACUUCACUGCUUGCAGAGACAGAGAAGACUGUUCAUUUAAUGGAAUCCAUCAGCCAACAGUUAAAGGGAAUUUUGUGGCUUUCUCGGGAUUCUACUAUACAAUUAAUGCUUUGAAUUUAUCUGGGCACUUCUCCCUAGCUGACUUCAAUUCAAGUAUGUGGUUUUUCUGUUCACAGAGCUGGGCACAGCUCCACUUUAUGCUGCCUAAAUUUGAAGAAAUAUAUGCUAGAUCCUACUGUUUUUCAGCCAAUUUCAUUUAUUACUUGCUUGUACACGGUUACAACUUCGAUGCAGAAACUUGGCCACAGAUACAUUUUCAAAAGGAGGUUGGUAACAGCAGUAUAGCAUGGUCACUCGGUUACAUGUUAAGCCUCACGACCAUGAUUCCAGCAGAAGGCAAGCUGAUCCAAUUACCUCUGAAACCUCCUUUGUUUGCUGGGCUCCUCGUCUUCCUCACAGCUAUGGCAUUGUUGUGUUUUCUUUUCCUUGUUUAUUUGAGUAUUGUAUCACGUAAUCGAAAGAACAUCAGCUGCGUUGAACAUGUAUUUAUUCCAGAAUGAAUUAACUUUAUUGAAAACAAACCAAAAAUUUUAUAGUGCUAUUAACUUAAGUGGGACUUUAUUUUUGAAAAAUGGAGAGUGAAAUAAAGACAGGCAAAAAGACUUCAGGACCAGAAGCACAAAUAGAGAAGAGACACAAAAGAAUCUGUGAUGCGGCGAAUUGGAGUGCUUUUGAAAUAUUUUGGCAAUUGUUUCUGUAUAUCUAGUUUGUUUGUCCAGUGUGCAGCAGGGAACCUGUGUCACUUUGCUUGAUAAGGGAUUAAUAGCCUUUUCCUGACAGGUAUGUAUUAUUUUUUUGUUCACUAACUCUGCGCUAACUGGUAAACUCAAGUGGUGAUGGAUUUGAUCAUGGCAGCGGUUGUUUAAGAUAAAAUUAAACAAGUCAGCAGGAAUCAUGGGAGGCGGUAACAUGGUAGCUGUUCUUGUGUGCAGUGCUGACACUAAAAGCCCUCAAAUAAUCUAAUUUCUGAAACUGGAACAAGCACUGGGUAAUGACAGGAACUGAAAGGAGCAGCUGGGAUAGAAUUGUCUUUAUUGCUGUUCCAAACUGGUUGAUCCCCACCACAUAAAGGUGUAAUAAACUGCCAACACCUCUCAGGACUUUCAAGCCUGUCUUAAAACUGAGCUAUAUCUUUCGGUACCAUGGAGAUCUCAAAGAUUUGCUUUGAAGGUGGAUCAAAAUGCUUUCAUGCUUUAGUAACUAAAUUUGACCUAAAUUUAAAUGUCUCAUAGUUACCUCCAGAAGCCACUAGAGUUUUCAGUGUCCUUUUCUCUAACUUUCACAGAAAUACUUUUUGUAGGUUCUCAUACUGAAACACUGACUUGUAUUCCCUACAUUUUGUUGAUCUCACAGUUGCAGUCAGUACUGGCUUGUCAUGUACAUAUUAUUUCAACUGUCUGGAUAGAGUCUCAGGGCUGGGAUCUUCUGAAGCAUUAAGAUGUUAAGCCCUUCAUUCAAGACCAAGAGGUAUAGGAGCCAGUCUGCAGGCCAGCCAAACACCCUGUCUGUAGUGGGUUCGGGGACACAUUGCUGGAGCUGCAGUCAUGUGCAGCUGUAGUAGAAAGUAAAAACAAGGGAGAUUACCAUAUUCAGCAUCUAUUGCUAACAAGCUAAAGCCUGUGAGGCCACGUGAGUAGUGGUUUCCACACAGGUGUGUUGCAUGUAGGAGACCUCCUUGUUAAUGCAUACACUCAAAAGACAAGUUAACAUGGGGUUAUGAAUUCCAAUGGCACGUAACAUGUUUUCUAUCCCAACUUCAUCUAUUCCCCGUAUUGACUAGCUUGUGAGAUAGGAGAACAGUGGCCAGUAUCUUUAUCCAUGAAUAGUAUUUUCAAUUUCUGUCUCUUGUUUCUAUAUCACCUUCUUACUUUCAGGUUGUGGGAUUGGGGUUUUGUUUUCUUUUGUUUUUCACGGGCUGAUAGAUGAUUUGAAAGGAACUAAAUAUCUUUUUAAAUAGAAAAAAGAAAAGUUAGUGAUUUUUCUAGAGGAUCAACAGUGAGGGCCUUGUCCUUUCUCUGUUGGUAUACUAUGUCCUGUCAGUCUUACUAGAGUACUUAAAAUAAUGCAGAAGGUAUUACAAGAUGAUGAAGUGCUCUGUGGCACCCAACUUACAUCUGAUAAAACAUAAAAUUUACUUUAGAAUGUGUGGACAUUACAGAGGUUGGCAUGAGAUAAAAGCCCUAUUUUGUGUGAUUUAUCUGGAACCACAGCUAAGGGUAAGACCAGGCAGCUGACAGCAUUAAAAUGUUUUCUUCAGCUGCCAAAUUUCUGCUGCUGAAAAUUACAUUCUGGGAUAUUUUCUUGCCCUACAAAACCUUUGCUUUGUGUUGUUUGCGAAUGGCAGAGCCAUUCAGGCAUGUGGUUUUGCACAAAUGGAACACGCUUGGAAGUCAGUCGUCUUAGAGUUGGCAGCUAAAGAACAAGUAAAUUUGUUCCAAAAUUGCUCGAACUUUCAGAUAUACUUGGAUAGAGCCAGUAUCUGAUCAAAGAUGCCUUCCCUCCAUGAAUCACCUUCUGUUUUGCUUUUUCAGUAGUUCCCUCUUCUCCGUAUGUAUAUAAUCUCCCUCCUGUAUCACCAGGAGAUCCACCUGCUCAGUCCUGUGUCUCCUGGCAGUUUCAGCUGGGAAAGCUGAAACUAUUGAACUUCCAGCCAGGCAGCCGCACCACCAUCGCUUACAGCUUCUUCCAGGCCAGCACCAUGGCUGCGGUUCAGUGUCACAGUAAAAAAACCUCGUGGCUUGGACAGGCAGCCAGCGCGGCUACCCUUGGCCACAGUGGUUGCUUCUGGAGGGGAGGUGAGGCAGUGGGGAUGGUGAUUGUUUCAGUAACCGUAGCUAAACCCUCCCCCAAGUCUGAGUUGUAACCAGAUGAACGGGUGUAACAUUGUCCUGUCAUCUAGAACUGAAUGGAUCUCUGGGAGAGCCAGUGAAGUGAACAGCAUUUGGAAAUCUCUACAAACUGAGGUUAUUUAUCUUUUUUUAUACUCUUUACUGCCUGCUUAUGAAGAUUAAUAAAAUUAAGUUGUGAAAAGC
Messenger RNA from Grus americana (Whooping crane), 5030 nucleotides. RefSeq names its product ectonucleoside triphosphate diphosphohydrolase 3 (gene ENTPD3). The record is from RefSeq and is a predicted model, not a curated record. NCBI's taxonomy places the organism in Eukaryota, Metazoa, Chordata, Aves, Gruiformes, Gruidae. Gene Ontology annotation, biological process: nucleoside diphosphate catabolic process. Gene Ontology annotation, cellular component: plasma membrane. The transcript is spliced from 14 exons. Bases 792 to 2498 code for a protein of 568 amino acids. Gene Ontology annotation, molecular function: UDP phosphatase activity; GDP phosphatase activity.